AUGCCGUCCGCGUCCGAAAUCAAGCACGCCGAAGCGGCAGACGCGUCGUGGGAGGCGGCGCGCGGCGCCAUGUACGGCGCGGCCAAGUGGGGCGUGGCGUCGGCGGUGCUGGGCGGGCUCGGGUACAGCCUGUCGCCCAUCUACCGAGGGCUGACGAUCCAGUUCAAAGUAUACAUACAAAUGUCGGGCAUGGUGCUGGGCAGCAUGAUCGAGGCCGACUCGCGGCUGCGCGAGUACGAGGCGGCCAUGCGCAUGCGGCGGCGGAUUCUGCGCGACGAGGCCAUGUGGAAGAGCUUUGAGCAGCAGUAUGGCAAGGACGACGAGGACGACGAUGCGUGA
Messenger RNA from Lasiosphaeria miniovina, 339 nucleotides. RefSeq lists its product as uncharacterized. The transcript is spliced from 2 exons. NCBI's taxonomy places the organism in Eukaryota, Fungi, Ascomycota, Sordariomycetes, Sordariales, Lasiosphaeriaceae. The coding region runs from base 1 to 339 and encodes 112 amino acids. The record is from RefSeq and is a predicted model, not a curated record.